Messenger RNA from Melitaea cinxia (Glanville fritillary), 2382 nucleotides. RefSeq names its product HEAT repeat-containing protein 3. Gene Ontology annotation, biological process: protein import into nucleus; ribosomal large subunit biogenesis. The transcript has 8 exons. Bases 108 to 2024 code for a protein of 638 amino acids. The record is from RefSeq and is a predicted model, not a curated record. NCBI's taxonomy places the organism in Eukaryota, Metazoa, Arthropoda, Insecta, Lepidoptera, Nymphalidae.
UUUGACAACAUGUACCCAUGCUUUCUGCACAAUUCUUUGGCACAAUUAUAACUUGCUUAAUGAUCUAGUGAGCGCUCUUAUUUCUAGGUUGUUUACGUAAAGUAAACAUGGGUAAAGUAAGAAAACGGAAACUAAACAAAGUUAGUAAUAAUGUGGCAGCAAGCAAUAACGACGAAGAAGAACUGCCGGUGGAUUGUAAAGAAAAUGUAAUUCAAACUAUGAUAGAUCAAAUUCAGACUGCUAAUGUAGAGGAAAAGUAUUGUGGUCUGCAAACGUUUGCAAUGUUAAUAGAAAGUCCGGACAGCUUGAAACAAAUGAUCGAUCAGGGUAUAGUCAAGAUAGUAGCGCCUCUUUUACUUGAUUCUGCGGGUUCAGUAAGGAAUGCUGCCGCCGGUUCUCUGAGAAAUCUUUCGACAACAUCACUUGAAGCAUGCGAUAUGUUAAUGGAGAACGAUAUAAUGACACCCUUAGUCUGUUAUUUCCAUCAGUACUCAGAAACUUGGACACCAGAUGUGGACUCUAAAACUAAGGAUGAAGAAAUUGAUACAUUUGUCCAAUGUACAAACCUCUUGUUAAACUUGUGUGAAAGUUCAGAUUUAGCUGUAAAAUAUGUAGGAGAAUCUAAAAUACUCGAUAUUGUUCCAAAUUAUUUGGAUGUUACCAUCUUUGGUGCUGACCUUGUUAUUGCUAUUAUGCAGUUAUUGUUUGUAUUAGUAGAAGAUAAUCCAUUAGCUAUAAAAAAAGUUUGUUCUACUACAGAAAGGCAGCUGAGAGACUUACUGUCUCUAGAAAGUAGCGAUCCUUCUGCUUUGCUUAUAAAGACACUUACUGGAGGAAUUAUCAUAAAUAUUUGUGGAGGUGACAUUGCAAGUCUACCGAUAGACGUACUGAAUCAAAUCUUUGCAGUUUUAGCACAAACAUUAUCUGCAGACCAUAAACUGGUAUGCAAUGAACUGUCAAGUAGUGUACCAUUAUGCGAAGCAGAUGGAAAAGUAGUAAGCCCUAAAGGAAAGGAAGCUCAGCAGUUGGAUAAUAAAAUAAAAUCUGUUUCAAGAACAUUGGAUUCACAACAAACUGCUAUUGAAAUAAUUGCUAACAUUUGUUCUUGUGAAGAAGCAGAAUCAUCAGACAGUGAAGAAACAGGAAAUGAUGACAGAGCAAAUGAAGAUAUGUGUAGCAAUGGUGAAGAAGUGUUCCGCCCAGAAGACAGAUUAUCGCCAGUUGUAAUGGAGGCUUUGAAUUCAUUAAAGAUAUUUGACAAAGUGUGGGCAAGAACUCAGUUGCCUCCAGUUAAUGUAGUUAUGAUUUUGCAAGAAUAUGAGGGGACAAAAUCAAUUAUCAGGAAAUUACGCAAUCUACAAACAAGAGCUUUUCUAUGUAUGAAUAACAUAAUAUUAAGUUUGCCACUUGAACUUAUGGGAGGAAUACAUGGUAUUUAUAAAAUUUGGGUCGAGGCAGGAAAAUUAGUUUUUAAACAAAGUUCUGAAAACUUAGAAUUGUUAGAGUCUGCGACUGCUGUUAUGAGAACUACUUUAAACAGAAUAACUUCGUUAAAUAAUAUUACACCAAGUGAAAGUAGUCUAUUCAGUGACCUGGCAAUGUCUGAUAUUGAGCUAAUGUUGAUGGGAAUAAAAAAUUGUGAAGCCCCUGAGAUUCGGUCCAAUCUUAUAAGAAUGAUUGGUGUUCUAGCGUUACUUUUUGUUAAUGACUUAAAUGAUACCAUUUCUAACGUUAUAUGUAGCAUCACAGAAUUUAUAUUGGAACAAGCGCAUAAAGAAAAUGAAGUGUGGGUUCUAGCAGAAGCUAUUGACACAUUGAUUGAUCUGUAUUCAGAAGACAAAACAGAUAUACUGGCAGCCAAAAUUAAACUAGUUGAGAAAUUGCAAAUUUUAGUUCCUGUAUUAAGAAACAAGGCGAGACAGCAAAAGAAACUCCCCAAAGACUACAAGGUGCUAGUGACCACAGUGAACUCAAAUUUACCAAGAUUUAUAAAAUAUAAGAAACAGAGAGUUGCUAAGUUAUAAGUCGCUAAUUGUUACAUAGUUGAUUUAUGUACUCCUUUACACUAUUGUUAAUAUACAAUGUGACAAGAAUAUAUUUUAUUUCUAUAAAUAAAAUUUCAUUAAUUUUGUAUAAUUUAAUAUUCAACAAAUUAACAAUAUAUGUGUCCCAUUGUUAUAUUCUAUUUUUAUAAAUAAACUAAAUACAGACCUUUGCCGGUAAAGAUAAUUUACUAAGUAAUUAAAAUAUUAUGCAAGUUACACUGAAGAAGCUUUUUUUAUGAAUGAACAAACAAAUACAAAAAUGUGACUUUUCCAAUCCUGAAGGAUAUAUCGGAAUAAUGUAUGAUGAUUUAUUGAAAUAUAAUCGAAUUAAUUUUUA